UAUUUAUUUAUCCUAAAGUUGUGAGACACACAAAGAAAGAAAGAGACGAGCAGAGGAAGGAAAAUACGAGAGUUGUCAGAAUCUGAACCUUAAAAACCAUGCUGUCCUUUCUUCCACACCGUUGAGAUCUAUAGCAGCCAAAAACCAUAAGAUUCGACAUCCACCACCUUCUACGUCUCAACCCUUCGAUUUGUCGUUAGAUGGUCAAAUCAUGGCGUGUACCCCACCAAGAAUAUGAUUCCAAUAAACAACAGAAUGAAAAACGAACGUCCUUCUUCCACAUCUCUCCCUUCUCUUCCCCACCAUCCAUCUUCCCUUUGGGUCACACCAAAGCCACUUGGAUUCCAUAAAAAUUUAAAAAAAAAAAUGAUUUUUUUACUCUUUUUCUCAAGAGUUUUCAUUUGAGUGUCAAUCAUUUUUUCUGUUUUCUUAUUUAUCAUGCUAUUUAUCCUUUGAAGCCUGUGGGUUAUGUAUUUAUGUGAUACCAGCGUGCACUCUGCUCUCAUGUUUUUCUUUUUGUAUUUGAAGUGGAUGUCAGCGAUGUUGUGGUGAUUCUUGUUGUGUUCUUUGUUUUAGCUUCCGAGGUUUGUGUCUUGCCUUUGAAGAUUGGUUGUGUGGGUGGAUAUACCUAUAAUGGGUUUUGAUACCAAUUUGGUGACUACUAUCAUUGGGUUUGGGUUGAGUGCAACUUUCAUUGUCUUCGUUUGCACAAAAAUAAUUUGUGGAAGACUACACGAGCGUGUUGGAAUACGAACAGUAUAUGAAAUUGAACCAAGAACAGACAUAGAACGGUCAGAGUUUCAUGGUAAUGAACCUGAACCUGCUUUUGUUGCUGCAAUCCCCACUUUGAGUUUCAACCAUGAAGCCUUCGUUUCAACGGGAAGCACACAGUGUGUGAUAUGUUUGGCAGAGUACAAAGAAAAAGAAGUGUUGCGCAUCAUACCAAAAUGUGGCCACACUUUUCACCUGUCUUGCAUUGAUAUGUGGCUGAGAAAACAAUCCACUUGUCCAGUGUGUCGUUUGUCACUGCAAAAUGCUUCUGAAUCAAAACAUGUGAGACAUGUAACAUUUACCAUAAGACAUUCUCUGGAUGAGUCCAAUAAUACUUCAGAAAGGAACAUAGACAGUGAGAGACAAGUUGAACCUAAUUCUAGGAUAUCUCUACAAUCAACUUUGGGAGAGAUAGGAUGUUAGAAAGCUAGUUUGUGUCUGAUAUUUGUGUAUGUAAAGGAACAUUGCUUGCAAUUCACUCUAAAUACUAACACACCUUUUUAUACCUUUGUUUGCUGAAUUUUGUUUUAGUAUUGAAUACUUUUGGAUUACUUUCUAUUUAUAAAAAGAUCCUAUAAAAUUUAUUUAA
Molecule: messenger RNA, 1360 nt
Organism: Vigna unguiculata (cowpea)
Lineage: Eukaryota; Viridiplantae; Streptophyta; Magnoliopsida; Fabales; Fabaceae
Product: RING-H2 finger protein ATL79-like
Source: RefSeq, a predicted model, not a curated record